Daucus carota subsp. sativus is the source of this 3543-nucleotide messenger RNA. RefSeq names its product presequence protease 1, chloroplastic/mitochondrial. Gene Ontology annotation, molecular function: metal ion binding; metalloendopeptidase activity. Gene Ontology annotation, cellular component: mitochondrion; chloroplast. The coding region runs from base 107 to 3310 and encodes 1067 amino acids. Gene Ontology annotation, biological process: protein processing. The transcript has 19 exons. The record is from RefSeq and is a predicted model, not a curated record. Lineage: Eukaryota; Viridiplantae; Streptophyta; Magnoliopsida; Apiales; Apiaceae.
CAAUAUAUAUUUUUAUUUCUCUGUUUUAUCUUCAUAUACUCGAACUUCCUGUUAUCUCUUUAUAUACACACCUAUACGUACACGCCGCUGUAUCUAUACAUUGGCGAUGGAGCGAGCCGUGCUUCUCCGGUCAAUCUCCGGCACGACUUCGCGAGUAUGUACACGUCUGUUCUCUAGUAAAGUUUGUAACUUUACGGCGAAACGACACCGUAGCGUCUUGAAUACUCGCCGGCGGUCACUUCUCCUGCAGCAUCUCCGCCUCAUUUCAACUUCGCCGAGUUCAGUUCAUCUGAAUAGACCCUUUUGCCCUCUCGCGCCUCGCGCUAUCGCGACUUCUGCUCCGCAAUUCUCGCCAGAUGUUUCUGAUGCUCCAGAAAAGCUUGGAUUCGAGAAAGUGUCGGAGGAGUUUAUUGAAGAGUGUAAAUCGAAGGCUGUUCUGUAUAAACAUAAAAAAACAGGUGCUGAAGUCAUGUCGGUGUCGAAUGAUGAUGAGAAUAAGGUGUUUGGUGUUGUUUUUCGAACUCCUCCAAAAGAUUCUACUGGAAUCCCUCACAUAUUGGAACAUAGCGUACUCUGUGGUUCAAGAAAGUAUCCUUUAAAAGAACCCUUUGUUGAACUAUUGAAGGGGAGCUUGAACACUUUUCUGAAUGCAUUUACAUAUCCCGAUAGGACCUGCUAUCCUGUUGCAUCCACAAAUGCAAAGGAUUUUUAUAAUUUGGUCGAUGUCUACCUGGAUGCUGUCUUCUUCCCCAAGUGUGUAGAGGACUUUCAGACUUUCCAACAAGAGGGCUGGCAUUAUGAGCUGAAUGAUCCUUCAGAGGACAUAACAUACAAAGGUGUUGUAUUUAAUGAAAUGAAAGGUGUUUAUUCUCAGCCAGAUAACAUACUAGGCCGAAGUUCUCAACAGGCUGUUUUUCCGGACAAUACGUACGGCGUUGACAGUGGUGGUGAUCCGCUAGUUAUUCCCAAACUCACAUUUGACGAAUUCAAGGAAUUUCACCGCAAAUUUUACCAUCCCAGUAAUGCCAGGAUAUGGUUUUAUGGAGAUGACGACCCAAUUGAACGCCUACGCAUUUUGAGUGAAUAUCUAGAUAUGUUUGAUGCAAGUUCUGCUGCCAGCGAAUCAAUAAUUAAACCCCAGAAACUAUUUACAAAGCCAGUAAGGAUAAUUGAGAAAUAUCCUGCUGCGGAAGGUGGUGAAUUAAAGAAGAAGCACAUGGUUUGCCUUAAUUGGUUGAUAUCUGAUAAACCGCUGGACCUGGAAACUGAACUAGCUCUUGGUUUCCUGGACCAUCUACUGUUGGGAACUCCUGCUUCUCCUUUAAGGAAAAUCCUUCUUGAGAGUAGUUUGGGAGAGGCCAUAGUUGGGGGAGGAGUUGAGGAUGAGCUACUUCAGCCCCAAUUUAGCAUCGGUUUGAAGGGUGUUUCUGAAGAGGACAUUCAAAAGGUGGAGGAUUUAGUCAUGGAUACUCUAAAAUCUUUGGCAGAGACAGGUUUUGAUACGGAAGCUGUGGAGGCAUCUAUGAAUACAAUAGAGUUCUCUUUAAGAGAAAACAACACUGGGUCAUUUCCGCGCGGCUUGGCACUAAUGCUUCGUUCCAUGGGGAAAUGGAUUUAUGAUAUGGAUCCAUUCGAACCACUUAAAUAUCAAAAACCUUUGAUGGCUCUAAAAGCCAGGAUCGCGGAGGAAGGCUCCAAAGCUGUUUUUGCCCCACUGAUAGAGAAAUUCAUCUUGAACAAUCCUCAUCGUGUUACCAUUGAGAUGCAGCCUGAUCCAGAGAAGGCUUCUCGUGAUGAAGCAGACGAGAAAGAAAUCUUGGACAAACUAAAGGCGAGUAUGACUGAAGCAGAUCUUGCUGAGUUGACUCGUGCUACUCAGGAGCUACGCUUAAAGCAGGAGACUCCUGACACUCCCGAGGCCUUGAAGAGUGUACCAAGCCUAUCUCUAGAAGACAUACCCAAAAAGCCUAUAGAAAUUCCGAUUGAGAUUGGGGAUAUUAAUGGGGUAAAGGUAUUGCGGCAUGACCUCUUUACUAAUGAUGUAUUGUACAGUGAAGUUGUGUUCGACAUGAGUUCACUGAAGCAAGAGCUUCUUCCUCUGGUGCCAUUGUUCUGUCAAUCACUGAUGGAGAUGGGUACAAAAGAUAUGGAUUUUGUACAACUCAAUCAAUUGAUUGGAAGAAAAACUGGAGGGAUAUCCGUCUAUCCCUUCACAUCAUCAGUGAGAGGCAAAGUGGAUCCAUGUAGUCAUAUCAUUGUUCGUGGCAAAGCGAUGUCCGGACGCACUGAAGAUAUGUUUAACCUGAUCAAUCGCAUUAUCCAAGAUGUUCAGUUUACAGACCAAAAGCGUUUCAAGCAAUUUGUUUCCCAAAGCAAAGCUCGAAUGGAGAACCGACUGAGAGGUGGUGGUCAUGGCAUUGCAUCUGCUAGGAUGGGGGCAAAGUUGAAUGUUGCUGGGUGGAUAAGCGAACAGAUGGGUGGUGUAAGUUACCUGGAAUUUCUACAGUCUCUUGAAGAGAAAAUUGAUAAUAACUGGGAUGAGAUCUCUUCGUCUUUGGAGGAGAUCCGCAAAUGCUUAUUUUCAAAGGAAGGGUGCCUCAUAAAUCUUACAGCUGAUGGAGAGAACCUGACAAAGUCAGAGAAGUAUGUUGCCGGGUUCCUUGAUUCGCUUCCAAAAUCAUCUCUAGCCACAUCAGAAAGCUGGAAUGCCCGACUUCCUCUAACUAGUGAAGCUAUUGUGAUUCCAACCCAGGUAAAUUAUGUUGGAAAAGCAGCGAACCUCUAUGAAACAGGAUACGAAUUCAAGGGGAGUGCAUAUGUCAUUUCUAAACAUAUAAGUAAUACAUGGUUAUGGGACCGUGUACGUGUUAGUGGUGGGGCUUAUGGUGGUUUCUGUAAUUUUGACACUCAUUCAGGAAUAUUUUCUUUCCUGUCUUAUCGGGAUCCAAAUUUGCUGAAGACACUUGAUGUAUAUGACGGUACUGGUGAUUUUCUGCGAGAGUUAGAAAUGGAUAAUGAUGCUCUAACUAAAGCAAUUAUUGGGACUAUUGGAGAUGUAGAUUCAUACCAAUUACCUGAUGCCAAAGGUUAUAGUAGUUUAACGCGGUACUUGCUGGGUAUUAAAGAAGAAGAAAGGCAAAAGAGACGGGAAGAAAUUUUAUCAACAAGAUUGAGCGACUUCAAGGAAUUUGCAGAAGUAAUUGAUGCAGUAAAAGAUAAAGGGGUUGUGGUCGCAGUUGCAUCUCCAGAUGAUGUUGAAAAUGCUAACAAGGAAAGACCCGACUUCUUUGAAAUCAAGAAAGCCUUGUAAUAGACACUUGUAAGCAAUUUGCAACAGGUAUUCGUGUACCUUUCCGGUCAAGAUGCUCAUGAUCAGCUGCAGAACUAUCUAGAAACAAAUUAACAUUAUAUUGUAGCAUCACUGAUUUUUUCACAGAAACUCCAUUGUUUAGAGCUAUAGACUGGCCCUCCCACCAUUUUGACAAAUAAUGUUGUAUAUCUUCUUUAUAUACACAUCUAAUAAGUUUUUAGGUUUAUUUUCCA